GCGGGGCUCUCACCCUUCCAGCCCAACUGACGCCCCUUCCCUGCCUGGACACCAGAUCUGGCUCGUUAACGUGUCUGGAAUGAGCGUGAAGCACCUCUCAGCUGGCAGGCGCAAGAGGCAUACUUGGAUUCCCAGGUUGGAAGAUUAUCUCAUUCAAGCACCGUUCUCCCAAAGAUAUAUAAAUGCAGUGAGCGUGGAGGUCCCYGCAGAGCUGGCCUGAGCCCUGGGAGCUUUCAGCCAUACAGGAGCACAGCCCUCCAACGCCAGCAAACAUGACCAUGAUGAUGAAAGUAGAAGAGCUGGUUACUGGGAAGAAGGUGGAUGAUAAAGAGAUGGGCAGCUUCCUCCCUGAGGACUUCAAGAAUGGAGAGUAUGAAGCUGCUGUAAGGUUAGAGAAGCAGGAGGACCUAAAGACGAUCCCGGUGCACUCAUUGACCCGAGGUGAUCUGGCUUAUGAGAAGGAGAAAAAACUAGAAGCAGAGCUGAAGAAGAAGAAACUAGAGGCCAGAUCAAAACUUGAAAACUUGGAGGAUCUUGAAAGAAUUAUUCAGCUGAAGAAGAAGAAAAAAUGCAAGAUAGUGAAAGUGCCUGUUUUAAAGAAACCUGAACCAGAAGUCAUUACAGGACCUGUGGAUAUUCCCACAUUCUUCAAAGCUGCACUGGAGAAUAAGUUGCCAGUAAUUGAAAAAUACCUCUCAGACAAAGGGGAUCCAAAUGUCUGUGAUAAGUACAAACGCACUGCACUGCACAGGGCAUGCUCUGAAGGACAUCUAGAGGUGGUGAAAAAGUUGGUGGAAGCUGGAGCCCAGCUAGAACAGAAAGACAUGCUUCAUUCUACUGCUCUGCACUGGGCAUGUCGGGGAGGGAACCUGGACGUUCUGAAAUUCUUACUGGACAAAGGGAUAAACAUAAAUGCAAGAGACAAGCUGCUCAGCACCCCGUUGCACGUGGCUGUGCGAACAGGGCGGUACGACUGCGGGGAGCACCUCAUUGCCUGCGAAGCAGAUCUGAACGCCAGGGACAGGGAAGGCGACACACCAAUGCACGACGCCGUGAGGCUGAACCGCUACAAAAUCAUCAGGCUUCUGAUUCUGCACGGAGCAGAUCUGACGCUGAAGAACUGCGAAGGGAAAACCCCAAUGGAUCUUGUUCUUCAGUGGCAGAAUGGCACCAAAGAGAUAUUCAACAGCCUGAAAAACAACUCCAAAAAGAGUGUCCAUCUAGGUAAAUUCUGAAGAAAGAAACCAGACCAGUCUUUUUGCURCUUUGAAACGCUUCCCACGAACUGGAAUGAAAACGUCCUUGAACAUUUAUCAUAAAUAUUUAUGACACUGGAUUAUUUGAGGUGCCUUCACUGAAACCUGCAAAAAAACCUGCAAAGARAUAAUUUUAAAAACCAAGUUGAGUGUUAAGAUUCCACUAGCUCUAAAAUAGCUUAAUUUAUUUCUAUUUAUUUAUUUAUUUAAAAGUAAUUUUUAAUGAUUCUCAAUAUUAUUUAAGCUUUUUUUWAAAAGAUGCAAUUGCUCUAAAUGCAGUCUUUGCAAGCAACAUAAAUCCUUUAGUCUUAAAUGGCAUUAUUUUCAAUAUAUUAGCAACUUUCCUCAAGCCUUCCAAUAGCUCUAAAUAGCCAAUACUUGCAGCUGUUGCCUGGUCUAUUACCAUAACCUGUGAAUGGAGUGGAGGUAUGUGGAAGAGCAAUGGAAGAAGGUGUAUGAGAUGCCAAGUGGAUUUAAUGAAGUAGUUGAAUAAUGGUGUUUACACAGGGUUUGGCAAUCGUGGUUGAGCUCGAGGACAGAGCUCCAACCACCACAUACUCGUUUGGACUGAAGGAUUCAGAUAUAAUGUUGUGAAGGUGAGAGGAGACAGCAUCAGGGAAGGGAACUUUUUUUAAACUAGACUACUACAAAGUAUGAUAAUAGAAGAAUGCAAAAUCAGAUGAUGUAUAUUUGUAAAUUUGUACUGCUUUUUCUGUACAUUUUGAAAUGAUCCAUUUCAGAUUAAAUAA
Malurus melanocephalus (red-backed fairy wren) is the source of this 2005-nucleotide messenger RNA. It is a transcript of the gene ANKRD1, whose product is annotated as ankyrin repeat domain 1. The transcript has 9 exons. Gene Ontology annotation, molecular function: RNA polymerase II-specific DNA-binding transcription factor binding. NCBI's taxonomy places the organism in Eukaryota, Metazoa, Chordata, Aves, Passeriformes, Maluridae. The coding region runs from base 273 to 1235 and encodes 320 amino acids. Gene Ontology annotation, biological process: regulation of transcription by RNA polymerase II. Gene Ontology annotation, cellular component: nucleus. The record is from RefSeq and is a predicted model, not a curated record.